Messenger RNA from Anguilla rostrata (American eel), 3371 nucleotides. It is a transcript of the gene nr2f5, whose product is annotated as nuclear receptor subfamily 2, group F, member 5. The transcript has 4 exons. Gene Ontology annotation, molecular function: RNA polymerase II cis-regulatory region sequence-specific DNA binding; zinc ion binding; nuclear receptor activity. The record is from RefSeq and is a predicted model, not a curated record. NCBI's taxonomy places the organism in Eukaryota, Metazoa, Chordata, Actinopteri, Anguilliformes, Anguillidae. Gene Ontology annotation, biological process: regulation of transcription by RNA polymerase II; anatomical structure development; cell differentiation. Bases 869 to 2080 code for a protein of 403 amino acids.
ACGGGUAUGAACUGUUUAGUGUCACUUUCACCAGUUUGUAGAACUAUGAAUCUCAGAGAUGGGACAGACAGCCAACGGGUAAAGUUCGCUAGUCUCAAAGUUUUAUGCUUCCGAGCGUAGGCAUUCAAAGCGUUGUUUCGUGGUUUACAUAAGGUUGCUACGCAGUUAUUUCGAAUGCGAAGGCUUCACGAUUUGAUUUUCUGUAGUUGGGCGAAUUUGACCUGCUUUUAUCUGCUUUCGUUCGGACAAGGAAUAGCCUACGAUUGUGAGCCUGAAAACCCUGGUGUAUUCCCUGCCAAAUUCUGGUGAAUAAAGAGUAGGAUACUGUGCUUGGGGUUUCGCGAAGAACAUAAACGAAGAAGAACUGUUUGGCGAUCUCCUCAAUUUGUAUAAAUGGCCAAGGCACUUAAGAGAACUGAUCGAGUUUUGCCGUUGCAAUAUCUGUUUUAAGGCUCCAUGUGCAUCUAUCUAUGGACUGGUUUGAAUGUGGGAACGUGUUACCUUUGAUUCCCGACUGCAAAAGACUGUAUUACUUGAAGUUGGCUCCCUUUCCUGAAUUACUGAUUGUUGAGAGGACUUUCAAACCUGUUGUAUGAGUGUUUGUAUGGUAUGGAAUUUUCAACAUACGAAGGGAACGUCUUUUCUUACAUAACGCGCAUGUGGUUUCUGUUGGUAAACUGUUAGAGGUCCAAGUCCAUAGCUUCAGAAAUAUAGGCUAGACGCUGGUUACAAUAUUACGGAUAUCAACGCAGCCUUUUACUUCUGGGAGAAAAGUGAAGCGCCUGGUUUUCGCAAGACAUCGGAUUUUCAUCUCCUCCCUCUCUAGUCAGACUGUGCAUCUGUUGUUCAAAAAGUGCUGUAGGAUAGCAUGGCAAUGGUAGUAAACCAGUGGCAGGAGAGCAUUUCAGCAGAUCCAGGGUCCCAGCUCCAGAUUUGCAACCAGGAGCCAGGCGGGACACCGGGGACACCCUCCGGAUCCACACCAGGGAAUGAUGCCCUUUCCGGUGACAAAAUACCCAACGUGGACUGCAUGGUGUGCGGGGAUAAAUCAAGCGGCAAACAUUACGGCCAAUUUACCUGCGAAGGCUGCAAGAGUUUUUUCAAGCGUUCAGUACGUCGGAACCUGAGUUACACUUGCAGGGGAAAUCGAGACUGCCCCAUCGACCAGCACCAUCGGAAUCAAUGCCAGUAUUGCCGCUUAAAGAAGUGCCUAAAAGUCGGAAUGAGGAGAGAGGCUGUGCAGCGUGGACGCAUGUCCAACUCCCAGUCCAGCCCGGGACAGUACCUGACCAAUGGCAGCGAGGUCUACAACGGGCAGCCCUACCUGUCGGGCUUCAUCUCCCUGCUACUGCGGGCAGAGCCAUACCCGACUUCUCGCUAUGGAGCCCAGUGCAUGCAGUCCAACAACCUGAUGGGCAUCGAGAACAUCUGUGAGCUGGCCGCCCGCCUGCUCUUCAGCGCCGUGGAGUGGGCCAAGAACAUCCCCUUCUUCCCCGAUCUGCAGCUCAUGGACCAGGUGGCGCUGUUGCGCAUGUCGUGGAGCGAGCUGUUUGUUCUGAAUGCCGCCCAGUGCUCCAUGCCCCUGCACGUGGCUCCCCUGCUGGCCGCCGCCGGCCUGCACGCCUCGCCCAUGUCCGCCGAGCGAGUGGUGGCCUUCAUGGACCACAUCCGCGUCUUCCAGGAGCAGGUGGAGAAGCUGAAGGCCCUGCAGGUGGACACGGCCGAGUACUCCUGCCUCAAGUCCAUCGUGCUCUUCACCUCCGAUGCCAUGGGCCUGUCAGAUGUGGCCCACGUGGAGAGCAUCCAGGAAAAGUCCCAGUGUGCCCUGGAAGAGUACGUGCGCAACCAGUACCCCGGCCAGCCCAACCGCUUCGGGCGCCUCCUCCUCCGGCUGCCCUCCCUGCGCAUCGUCUCCUCGCCCGUCAUCGAGCAGCUCUUCUUCGUUCGGCUGGUGGGGAAGACGCCCAUCGAGACCCUGCUGCGUGACAUGCUGCUCUCCGGCUCCAGCUACAACUGGCCCUACAUGCCCGUCCAAAGGGAGCGGCCGCUUGCCCUCCACUACAACGAGAACGGGCCCUGACCACGCCCCCACGCUCACCUGGGGACCGUGGCCACCCAACAGACUCCGCCCACAAAGCCCAUCCCACAUCGGCACCCACUUGUUUUUAACAAUGCCCCUGACCAAAUGCUCUGAUGUGGUCAAUGGGUCAGACUCAUGAAAUCCGUCACAUGAAUUUAAGUACAGUUGGAUUCAAAGGAGACUGACACAGCGAAGGGACAUGUGCCAAUAUGCCUCCAUCAAGUUAGAGGAAAGUAUUUUAACAUUUCAGGAACCUGUUACUGAUGGCAGGUUACUCAGCAAUAUCUCCAGAUCGAUAAAGACUUGAUUUGGCAACGGACAUACUUGACUGAAAAAGCCUAAUCUUUAUCUCUCUGAAGCCAGCAUCUGAAAGUUUUAAGAAUUAAGAAUAUAAAGACACAACAAACCUCCAAGCCAAUGCCAAAUAUGCCAGGACAAUCAUAUAACUUCGGUGUGAAGGCAUUUAAGGUUCACCACCAGCAUAAAAGGAACUCCAGAACUCUGUAAGUGUCCAGGCAAAGUGAAUAGAGAACUUCAGCAGAACUGUUCGGGUUGGCAGGGAGUUGGUCAGAUGUACCAGCCAUGAUCUAGUGAGCUUACAUUGCCAAAGCAGAGGCAUUCUGUAGGAUUUAUUUGGAAGAUUUAUUUGGACUUCUGUGGUAAGAGACACAUCAAUACAGACAUUUUAUUUUGUCUCCAGGAAAGAGGCUUGUGCCACUCAUUUGAUGACUACUCAGAUAUAUUAAGGCUUCAGACCAUGUGGGAUGUGGUAAAAAAAGGUAAUACUUGGGACUAGGAACCAAAAGGUCAGAACAGUGCAGGGACAGGAUGGACAGAAAUGAAUAACAAACUAUCCUUCACUCCACAAACUCUCAAAAAUCUUGGCAUAUACCUACACUCUGCUGCAACCAUAUCAGUGAAUUUGCUUGUACAAUAUCAUUGUAAUCUCUAAAACUCAGCAAAAAUUUACAGGCAACUCAUAGGUAGUGAGCACCUAUUGUAGUGUAGACACUAUUUUUGUGUUAUCCUCAAUAAGAUAAACAAUACAAAGCAGCUUGAAUGGUCAAACUCUUGUCUAAUGCUGUGACAUUGCACCACAGCAUCAGAAGUACAGAAAAGCAGGAAUUUGUAAGCCAUCAGGACAGUGGACACAAGGAUCUGUCUGUCUUGGAAUUGUUUGUAGGUAAAAUAAUUUCUAUGAGAGUUUGUUUUGUUUCUCUAUUUUUUUGUUUUUGUUGGGAAGGCGGCCUGGAUCCAUUGGUUAAAAAUAAAAUUUGCAGUUAAAAAUGUC